Molecule: messenger RNA, 1128 nt
Organism: Fusarium musae
Lineage: Eukaryota; Fungi; Ascomycota; Sordariomycetes; Hypocreales; Nectriaceae
Exons: 2
Coding region: 1-1128 (375 amino acids)
Source: RefSeq, a predicted model, not a curated record
AUGGCUUCACCCAAUCAAGAUGUCGAGAUCAACAUGCCCACGGCGCAGAUCAAGGAGUCGAAUUUGGAGAUGAAAAGAGAUGCCAGGCUCAGAUUCCACGAGGCCAACAUAGAUUGGCUGAACAAACAGUGGCAAGGGCCAGACUGGUUCCCUAUCCCUCUGCUGCGGCCUUCCAAACCUUGUCCGAGUGUUGUCCGAGUCCUGAGGAACAUCACCAAGAUCGCCAUGGCCAAGAACAUUCUUUUGUCUUCUCUCUGGGAGCCUGGCGGAUGCCUCAGAAGUGUUGUCGACCAAGACCUGGCCAUCAGGGAAGCCGGUCGCAAUGGAAGGUACAAGCAUCCGCAAUCUAGACGCCUUACCAGGAAAAUGGUGAGCCACGCACGCCAGAUCUUGCGUUCGUCGACGGCGGAGAUGGGCAAUGAUUGCAGUUCGUCGUCGGGUUCCACGACAGGUGGCGACUCUGAAGUGGAAGAACUGGAGAAGAGCAACACGGUUUCGCGAUUGAGUACUUCUGCUCUUGAUUCAUCAGCCGAGCAGCAACUCCCACCUCCACUCCACGGUACGGUUGCAUCGGCAGAAGAUGAACUAAAAAUUUCGCCACGAGGUAUGAAGCGGUCCUUGGAAGACAACGAAGACGAAGCGUUGAAUCCACCCAUGUUGAAGAGUCAGCGAGUGGCCUUAGAGAAGGUGCUUGGGAUUUUAAGCCCUGAGCAGAUCGAAAUCGUUCACCGCAAGUGGACCGCCAAACUUGAUACCGUCCUUGCGGCCAAAAAUGCAGCUGAGAAAGGGUUGCUGGACCUGAUGCAUGGCAGGGGCUCAAGGGCAGUCAGCGAAGCAGAAAGGGUACAAGCUCGUCUUCGGAAACAUGAAGCAGAAGAGGCUUUCAACCAAGCUUAUCAGAGACUCCAUCGUCCAAUUCAAGUCAUGGGAGCGGUGAGGGAUAUCAAGAAGACCUUUGAUGCUCGCGCUCUAUGUGCACUCAAGCUUGAGCGUGCUCAGAAAGAAGUACAGUUUGCCAAGAGCAGAAUGGAACAGGCGCAAGCGAACCACGAGGCUGCUUUAAGGUCCAACUUGACGGGUGAUUGUGACUUUCAGGCAACUUUGGAAGUUCUUGAAGGGUCUGGCUAG